GCCUCUGAUUGCUCGCUGUCCACGUCAAUCGCGGGGCGCGUGUCUUGCUGGGACACAGUGGAGGUCUAGCCUUUGGUUUUCUGAGCGGUAGGGUGUAUUCUCCGUACAUCCCACACCCUCGAGGCCCCUGCCGCCCGACCCAAAGGUGGAGCCGAGCAGCGCCUCUCGUGGCACCUUCCAGCACCGGAUCGCUCCUCUCUGGGGCGGGACGCGGCCUCACGGCUCAGGUCACUAUGAGUGAAACAUCUUUCAACCUAAUAUCAGAAAAAUGUGACAUUCUAUCGAUUCUUCGGGAUCAUCCUGAAAACAGAAUUUAUCAGAGGAAAAUCCAGGAACUCAGCAAAAGAUUCACUGCAAUCCGCAAGACCAGAGGGGAUGGCAACUGCUUCUACCGGGCCUUGGGCUAUUCCUACCUAGAGUCGCUGCUGGGCAAGAGUAGAGAGAUCCUCAAGUUCAAAGAGUGUGUGCUGCAGACCCCAAAUGACCUUUUGGCUGCUGGCUUUGAGGAGCACAAAUUCCAGAACUUCUUUAAUGCUUUUUACAGCGUGGUGGAGCUGGUAGAGAAGGAUGGCUCGGUGUCCAACCUGCUCAAAGUGUUCAACGACCAGAGCUUCUCAGACCGCAUCGUUCAGUUCUUGCGGCUGCUCACAUCCGCCUUCAUCCGGAACCGCGCCGACUUCUUCCGACACUUCGUCGAUGAGGAGGUGGAUAUCAAAGGCUUCUGCACUCAUGAAGUGGAGCCCAUGGCCAUGGAGUGUGACCACAUCCAGAUCACGGCCCUGUCCCAGGCACUGAACAUCGCCCUGCAGGUGGAGUACGUGGACGAGAUGGAUACUGCCCUGAACCACCAUGUGUUCCCUGAAGCUGCGAUCCCUUCUGUUUACCUGCUGUAUAAAACAUCCCACUAUAACAUCCUUUAUGCAGCUGAUAAACACUGAUUCAUUUUAGGCCAUGCAGUGGAACCUGUCACCCAACGGAACUGCAUUCUAAAUGGAACACUCCGGCUUUUCUAUCUUUUAAGCGAUUUAGGUUCUAACUAGAAAAUGUAUAGCUUUUCGGGCAAAGCCACUGGAAACAAGGCUUGCCCAUUACGGACUAUGGUAACUUGGUGAUAUUUUUAGUAUUUAUUUUGAUGGAGGGUCAAAUGCCUUCUAAUUCUGGGCCAAGAAGCCAGGAACCCUGGCUGUGCACCCCAGUUCCUUGUGAGACCCUGUGUGGGUCACCUACCUUCACUGGACCUGUUUCCUCACCAGGAGGAGGAUCCUGUUGUAUGAAAAUGGGAACCUCUGGUUUCUCCUCACCAAGGGCACUGCCCCUCCUCUGCAGGGGGAAGAAAGCUCAAGGCCAGUUGUCUUGAUGAGUGACAGCACUGUGAAGACAUCCAGCCCAGUUGUAUGUGGAGCUGGUCUUUGGGGGGUGUCUCCAUUCAUGAUGGGGGCGUCUUCCCGCCCCUCACUUGAGUCUUUUAUGCCAAAGUCCAGAAAAGGGCCUUUGCCUUCAGCAUGAAGAACGCUCAGGUUGCUGGGGCCCCCUCUACCUCUCAGGGCCAGAAGGGUCUGACUUCAGGGCUCUGCUACCUGCUGUCAGCCCCACCUGGAUAAAGGCUUGCAGAGACCACAGCCUGCACCAUGUGCUCAUGUUCCCUCAGCCCCGACAGAUCAGAGGCUGUGGUCUAGGCGCUCAGCUGGGGAGAAGCCUGUGCAGCCAUGGACUCUAGCUGAGCAGAGUAUCUUUUAGAAGGCUGUCUUGGCUUAUUCCUCCCUUUCCCUCCCUGCUCUUUGUGGCCUGGCAAGGGGAUAGGUGGCAAAGAGCAGAGACGAGCCAUGGAAAUUGACAGUGGGUGAGAUUUUCAUUGGUGACAACUGCCUGGCCAUGCUUCCUCAUUCAUCCACCUGCACGGGUCCCCUUCAAGAACCUCCUCACCUGCCUGGCCUGCGUGGGUUGGCAGCCAAGAUGGCCCUGAUGGGGGGUCCAACCAGACAAGGCCUGGGCUGAAGCGCUUCCAGCCACCUCUGUUUCCUCUGCAGGAGCAAAUGGAGAAUGUCAGGUGUGGACGCCCCUGGGGUCCCUUCUGUAACCAAAGGCCACCUUCUCACCAGUUUCAUUCUGCAGGGAUUUCUUAGAAUCUGUUGGUGCUAUGACAUAAGUCUGCACAGAACUGGGUAGCAGACUCCAAGUCUUAUUGACACAAAUCUACCUUGGUGAAAGCCAAUAGCACUGUCGGGGUGGUUUACUUCUAAGCAGGCACCCUGGUUCCCACACUGCCCUCAGCUGGCAUUUGGGCCCAAGGGCACCAGCUUUUCUACAGGGAUGUAAACCUGACCCUCACCUCGGAGUUUGUUCAGUAUCCCAUCCGGCUCUGGGCAGGAAGGUUGGAGUCUGGACUCAUCUCCAGGGAAUCCACUUCCAAAGUGAAGUGCAUGCACACACAGGGCGCUGACCGAUGCCCUCCCUGGGCCCUCUUGAGAGGUACCAAGGUAGGUCCUGGGCCCAACAGCAGGGCUCUGAAGCACCGAGGAGGUGAGACUGGCAGCCCUUCUCUGCAUCUGUGGCUGUGUGGGGUUCUCUGGUGGAGCUGCUCCCCUGCAGCAUUCCCACACAGGGCCACCUCCCGGAGAGGUGGCCGUUAAGGCCCUGCCACAGUUUCAUCCUCAUGCCCGCUGCUUUUCCCUUUUCACAAAACCACUGACCAAAUCCAAAUCCUGCCUUUAUUCCCUCCAUGUGUGCCUUCAGGCCCUGUACCUAAGGGAAGGCACUGUAGAGGAAGUGACAGGACCGAGGAGCUUGCUGAAUAAAACCAGGCGUUGUGCAGUUACCUGUGUCCACAGCCAGCUAUGCUGGUGCUGCCACUUCCUGGGUAACUCCCCACACCCUACAGACCCAACUCUGCAGACCGAAGGCUUUGAGGGCUCGUCUUUACAACUGUGUAUUUCUUUCCAAAGGAAACAAAGCACUGGAAAACAUUUAGCAACAGAAAGAGCAGUGUCCUUUCUUUGGUCUGGGUUCCUAUUUUAAGCACAACAAAAGGGCUCUGGAGCCAAAUACUCAGGUUCAAAUCUCAGCUUUGCCUUUCGCUGUGUGACCCUGGCUAAAUUACUUUGCCACUCCGAGCUCCAAUCACGUGUGGAACAGAGGCAUGCUACAGGCUUAUUGCUUCAAAUGGAGUGAGAUUAUGCAUGAAGACAACUGUAAUACCUGAUGGUAAGUGCUCUGCACAUGAAAUGCACCCCAACCCACCAUUCCUGACAGGUAGCAGUGCUGCCUCAUGCUGUGGGCCCCCAAAUGUGGGACCAUCAGGGGACCCAUGAGGCAGAGGGAGA
This is a messenger RNA of Heterocephalus glaber (naked mole-rat), 3320 nucleotides long. RefSeq names its product OTU deubiquitinase, ubiquitin aldehyde binding 2 (gene Otub2). The record is from RefSeq and is a predicted model, not a curated record. Gene Ontology annotation, biological process: protein K11-linked deubiquitination; negative regulation of double-strand break repair; protein K63-linked deubiquitination. Lineage: Eukaryota; Metazoa; Chordata; Mammalia; Rodentia; Bathyergidae. Gene Ontology annotation, molecular function: ubiquitin binding; cysteine-type deubiquitinase activity. Gene Ontology annotation, cellular component: nucleus.